CUUUGACUUCCGGACUCUAUUACAACUUCUGAUCGAUUAAUAGAUUCUUUUGCGAGUUAAACGACGCGCGUUGACAGCUUGUCAACAGAAUUCCCAGGAGUAACUGCUUUCGGAAAAUUCCUAUAGAGUCUGUAAACCUCGAAGCAAGACCAGAACAGUUCUAGAGACUGCAGACCAGCUAUGAUACUAUCUGACCAUCCGCCAACCUGGAAUUUAUCAGGAGUCCACAGUUAUCGUCUUUUAUUACUCUUUGCUUCCUGUCUUGGUGGAAUGUCAGUCCCUGAUGCCGUGAAAGUGAGGGAUACUGCAAUUAUCCCUUGCCUCAAGACAUGUAAUGGGGAUAUUUUAUGGGCAUUAACAACUAAAAAUGAAAAGUUGGAUGUCCUACGAUGUGUCCAAGGGAAAUGCACAGAAGGAUUCAGUUUUAAGAACAGAAUACACCUCUCCCAUGAAAAGUCUGGAAACCCCUCUCUAAUAAUGUCUCCUGUUCUGUACAAUGAUGAAGGCUGGUACGAAGCCAGGUGUGGUUUAGAAUUUCUUUGUAAAUUUCACUUGGAAGUUUUCGUACCCACUACUGUGAAUGUCUCAGUCAGAGGCAACGUCACACUACCCUGCUACGCACGCACAGAGAAAAAUAUCGCAGAUGAUGCUGUGAACAUCCUGUGGAAAAAAGAUGACCAAACUGUAUUGCAGGUUCAAAAAGGACUUAUAAACUAUGGCUCUGGUUUUAGAGGCAGGGCAUCAGUUGCACUACAUCACUAUAAGGAUGGAGACCUUUCCCUUAACAUGCUCAGGGUCACCACAGCAGAUAAGGGAUUGUACCGGUGCUAUCACAACACAGAUGAUGAACAUGGCUAUCCUGCUGCUGUCACUCUCAGCGUUACAGCUCAUCAAAAGCUCUGUGUAAAAAAGUUUGGUGAUAAUCUCACCCUGGACCUGUUCGGCUCUGACUCUGUGACUGUAACGUUCACCGGUUCUGGUGCAAAGGAGACCCAGGUUUGCAGUGUGACAGGAAACAACACUACAUGUUUCUUCGACUAUAAUAACAGAGUAUCUGUCAUGAAAUACUCCCUCGUGCUGAGAGGAUUAACUCUCUCUGAUGGAGGGACAUUUACUGUGAAAGACAACAUGGGUGAAGUCAUUAGUAUCAACACUGUCACUGUCGAGGGUGUGGCCCGGAACCGUUUCUUUGUGGCUCUGUUAGCAUUGCCUGUUUUUCUCAUCCUUUUCAUUGGUCUAUUCCUUUGGCGUAAAUAUCAUAGAACGUCACAAGUGCCAGAAAAUCACUUUUAUUAUAAUGCCAGAGAGUCUACAGUGGUUAUAGAGUCUGCAUACAUUGGAGUGCCACAACAAGAAACCAACCCAAAUAUCUCAGGGGAUGUUGAAGAUUAUCCAGGCCUAGCAGUAGAGGAGACCAUGCCUGUGAUACCAACCACUGAGAAGCAGGACAGCACUGAUGAAAACAUGUAACAUCUCAAUCAGAACAAAAAUGCCCAAACCAAUUAAAAUUUCAAUUAGGUUGCUUUCUCAGAAUUCUCAUCAGCACACAUUUAAUUUUGGGCAUGGGAAUGGAGAUUUUUACUACUUAAUAUAAGCAUUAUACUUGUAUGUGCUUGUCAUCUCCUAACUAGACCCCCCCCCCCCC
Molecule: messenger RNA, 1645 nt
Organism: Carassius carassius (crucian carp)
Lineage: Eukaryota; Metazoa; Chordata; Actinopteri; Cypriniformes; Cyprinidae
Exons: 7
Coding region: 181-1470 (429 amino acids)
Biological process (GO): T cell costimulation; cellular response to lipopolysaccharide; immune response
Cellular component (GO): external side of plasma membrane
Source: RefSeq, a predicted model, not a curated record